This is a messenger RNA of Miscanthus lutarioriparius, 345 nucleotides long. Lineage: Eukaryota; Viridiplantae; Streptophyta; Magnoliopsida; Poales; Poaceae. The record is from the annotation of a GenBank genome assembly.
AUGGUCUUGAGGAUUAUUGGAAAGAUUUUUGCAUUGGCUGUUGAAAGCACAAAGCUUGACGAAGUUGACGAGGCGGCAAAUGAAAAGGAAGAGGGUAAUGGGAUGAUGGGGGACAUCGACUGCAAUCAUGACAUUCGGAUUCAUGAAGAUUUGGGCCAUGUAUGCCGUGUGUGUGGUAUGAUUGUGAGAAGAGCUGAUUCAAUAAUUGAUUGUGAAUGGAAAAAGUUUUGUCAUGUGAAAAUUCUAAGCACAAGCACCAAGUUGGGUGUUCUUUUUUUGGCAAAAGGCCUGGUUGUCAAUUUUAAUUCUUCACUUCUACAUGUACCUUAUAGUGUCAAGUUUUGA